This is a messenger RNA of Belonocnema kinseyi, 717 nucleotides long. It is a transcript of the gene mRpS18B, whose product is annotated as 28S ribosomal protein S18b, mitochondrial. The record is from RefSeq and is a predicted model, not a curated record. NCBI's taxonomy places the organism in Eukaryota, Metazoa, Arthropoda, Insecta, Hymenoptera, Cynipidae. Gene Ontology annotation, cellular component: ribosome; mitochondrion. The transcript is spliced from 5 exons. Bases 73 to 696 code for a protein of 207 amino acids. Gene Ontology annotation, molecular function: structural constituent of ribosome. Gene Ontology annotation, biological process: mitochondrial translation.
UUAAAAAUACUGUUCAACGUUAUUAAACGUUAUUGUGUGGCGAAAGCAGAAUAACAUUUUUAUUAUAGUAAAAUGUCCAUUUUAAUAACGAACAUCCAAGCAGCAGGCAGAUUAUGGCUAAACGGAAUAAUUAAACCGGUUACGUCGCCAAGAGCAAUUUCUCGUCUGCCGAUUCUUUUUCAAAUUGAAUCAGAAGUUCAAAAACUCGAAAAGAGCAAUGCACCAGGUGCACGAAAACCUGGUGUCGACGGAAGCUAUAUCAACAUAGACAGAACUGUGCAAAUUCCAGUGGAAACGAGCAUAAAAUACGUCGAAAGCGAAGCUUACAAAAUAACCUACGGAGAAGAGCCGGUCUGGAAACUCUACAGGCGAAACUUUAAAGGUCAAUUUGCUCCUAGGAAAACCAGGAAGACGUGUAUCAGAGGCGGGGUGGUUAGUACUGGAAAUCCUUGCCCCAUUUGUCGAGAUGAAUAUCUCGUUUUGGAUCACAGGAAUACCAAGCUGCUGAACCAAUUCAUUUCUCCAUUCAACGGAGAAACUUUGAGUUAUCAUGUCACGCACAUUUGUCAAAGACAACACAAAAACCUCCUAGUGGCAAUACAGAGAGCGAAAAAUUACGGUACAAUAACAUACGAUCCUCCACAUCGAUCCUACAAUUAUUCUCACUGGUACAAACCUGAAACUUCUCAAAAUUAACUUAUUAAAAAUAAAAUAAUG